AUGGCGACUUCCAUAUCCCGAAACAAUUUUAUUUUUAUUUUCCUAUUAAUUUUCCCGUUUUUCAACAGAACCUUGGCAGGAUUUGCAUCUUCACAAAACUGGGUGAACCAUGGCGGGGACUUACACAACCGAAGAUAUGCGGAGAAAGAGAGCAAAAUCGGACCCGAAACAGUUUCCCGUCUGCGGAAGAAAUGGGAAUUCGUCGCCGGAAAAGACAUAACAGCGACGCCGGUGAUUUUCGAUGGAACCCUUUAUUUCCCGAGCUGGAAUGGGAACAUCUAUGCUGUUAAUGCCUCUGAGGGAUCCCUUGUGUGGGAGAAAAACUUGGGGGACCUAACCGGGCUUAAUGCCACUGGUUUUGUUGCUAAUGUAAACUGGACAGUUUCGAGAGCAUCGCCGACGAUUGCCGACGAUUUGUUGAUCGUUGGAAUAUUUGGACCUGCCAUUGUUAUUGCAGUUGAAAGAUUAACUGGUAAGCUUGUUUGGUCAACCCAGCUUGAUAACCAUGCCACUGCUGUUAUCACCAUGUCUGGAACUUACUACAAACGGCAUUUUUACGUGGGCACAUCUUCCCAAGAAGAAAGUCUAAGCAUCGAGCAAUGCUGCACAUUCCGCGGCAGCUUCUCCAAAUUAGACGUCCGGACCGGCGAAGUCCUAUGGCAAACCUUCACUCUACCAGAUAACUUCGGACAGAAAGCCGAGUAUGCCGGAGGAAGCAUCUGGGGAAGCAGUCCAUCAAUUGAUGCCACUCGAAACCAUGUCUAUGUCGGCACCGGGAACCUGUAUUCGGCUCCUCUUCGUAUACUCCAAUGCCAAGAAGCUGAGAACAAUCAAACAGUGCCAACUAGUCCAGACAAGUGUAUUGAGCCUGAGAACCACUCAAAUUCAAUCCUAGCUUUUGAUUUGGAGACAGGUGCUAUCAAAUGGUAUCAUCAGCUAGGGGGAUAUGACCUUUGGUUCUUUGCCUGCAAUAAUCUUUCGACACCAAACUGUCCUCCAGGUCCGAAUCCCGAUGCCGAUUUUGCCGAGGCACCGAUGAUGCUAAGCAUCAAAGUCAAUGGAACUAAGCGAGAUAUUGUUGUUGCUGUCCAGAAAAGUGGUUUCGCUUGGGCUCUAAAUAGAGACAAUGGUGAACUUAUUUGGUCUACUGAGGCCGGACCCGGUGGAGCCGGCGGAGGAGGCACAUGGGGCGCAGCCACGGAUAUGAAGAGGGUCUACACCAACAUAGCCAACUCAGCAUUCAAGAAUUUUACUUUGAAACCAUCGGAAAUAAAUACGACUGCGGGUGGAUGGGUGGCAAUGGAUGCUAAAAGCGGCGAGAUCUUAUGGUCGACGGCGGAUCCGAGCAAUUCCACCACUAGUGGGCCUGUCACCGUCGCUAAUGGUGUAGUUUUUGCCGGUUCAACAUAUAAACAAGGGCCUAUAUAUGCCAUUGAUGCUGAAAAUGGGAGAAUAUUGUGGUCAUAUGAGACAGGAGCAACUGUGUAUGGUGGAAUGUCAGUGAACAAUGGAUGCGUUUAUGUUGGUAAUGGAUAUAAAGUUAAUAGUGGAGCUUUUUUCCCAACUUUUUCUUCUGGAACUUCACUCUUUGCAUUUUGUGUGAAUGAGGGAUGAUAUUUGAGUACAUAACUGGGUUUCUU
This is a messenger RNA of Hibiscus syriacus, 1640 nucleotides long. Its product is annotated as polyvinylalcohol dehydrogenase-like. The transcript is spliced from 4 exons. The record is from RefSeq and is a predicted model, not a curated record. Bases 1 to 1614 code for a protein of 537 amino acids. Lineage: Eukaryota; Viridiplantae; Streptophyta; Magnoliopsida; Malvales; Malvaceae.